Molecule: messenger RNA, 2010 nt
Organism: Gastrolobium bilobum
Lineage: Eukaryota; Viridiplantae; Streptophyta; Magnoliopsida; Fabales; Fabaceae
Exons: 2
Coding region: 1-2010 (669 amino acids)
Molecular function (GO): nucleic acid binding; zinc ion binding
Source: RefSeq, a predicted model, not a curated record
AUGGUACCAGAGGAAGAUGAUUCGACAGAGGAGAGGAUGUCAUUCAAGGAAAUGCUUAUGAGGCAUAAUGGUGAAUGGGAGAUGCAUGAGGCGGAGGAGGAAUUCCAAUCGGAAAAGGAGGAUGAAAAUUUUGUAGAUGCAGAGGCUGAAUCAAAGGAAGAUUCAAAGAACCCAGAGGUCGUUCGCGUAAAGGAUGGGGACGGUAAAACUAAUUUUCAGCUGUCUGCUGGUUUCAAGAAGCGUGCAUGGAUGCCCUGGAGAAAGGCGUUGUAUGAGAAGCUGCUAGGAAAGAAACUUGCCCUCCCUAUUAUGAAGAAGCGUCUGGAGAACAUGUGGGCAAGGGAAGGAAAAAAUUUUGUCACAGAUGUGGAAAACGGGUUUUUUUUUUUAAGAUUUUCUGACAAAAAAGACAUGGACUUUGCUGUUACUGCUGGACCUUGGGUUUUGUUUGAUCAUUAUUUAGCUAUUAGGUUGUGGGAGCCUGAUUUUCAAUCUCAUUUUGCUGCUAUUGAUCGUAUUCUGGCUUGGGUCUGUCGUCCUAGCUUUCCAGUAGAAUAUGUUAACACAGAGUUAAUAAAUGAAGUAGGCAAUUGGCUAGGAAAAUUUGUAAAGAUGGAUGCUGCCACAACCUGCCUGGUUAGGGGAAAUUUUGCAAGAAUUUGUGUUGAAUUAAAUUUGGGGGAACCACUGCAUGCAGAGUACAAGAUAGAAGGAAAAUUAAAACAAGUUGAGUAUGAGAGGUUGCAUUUUGUUUGCUUUAACUGUGGAAAAUAUGGGCAUCGAUCUGAGAACUGUCCAUCGAAAGCAAUGCAAGUAUUAGCUGAAACAAGUGGAACUAAUAUGCUGGAAAAUAAUAUGGGGGAGGACAAACAAGAAAAUAGGGACCUGGAAAAUACAGAAAACAAGCAGGAAGGAAACUAUGGUCCCUGGAUGCUUGUUAACAAACAGAGGAGACAAAAUAAGAAUGUCAUCAAUCAGGGGGGGAAAGAAGGAUCUUCUGCUGUUAAUGAUGGUAAUUUGAAAAGCUCUAGAUUCAGUGUUCUGUAUAAUGUAGAAGAAAAUGAGGAAAGGAAGGUUGUAGAUGAGAAGGAAAAUAGUUUAUCCUUUCAUAGGGACUUGGGAAUGACAACAGAGGUAGGAAAAAAAAAGGGAGUUCGACCUUCUAAUCAAGUAGUGGAAACUGCCAAUGGGUAUAUUGUGGUGGAUGGGGAGACAGGAAAAAAAAUUGAAUGUUUGGAGCGUGUGGGUAAGAAUGGUGGCCAAUCUGCUGUUGCUGGAAAUCCGAAUCAUGAUGCUGCGGAGGAUAACAAAAUGGCUGUGGAUAAUCAGGGUAAUCAGGAAGGAGGUACGGUUGGUCAAAAUCAAGGGAAAGGUGAUGUUACUCACGAAGAGCUCUCUUCAAUCCAAAGCACAAGUCUCAAUUGGGUGAGGAGAAGGUCUGUGAAUCAAGGUCAAAAAUCUCUGGAUCAGUCUAAGAAACAUGUUUCUAGACCUCCAGAUACUUUGGCUCAAAGUACCAAGAAGUUAGAUGAAAAUAAAAGGAGUAGUUCCUUGGUUCGUACACAUCUGGUGAAUAAAUCAGAAGCUCAGGGGAAGCAGGAAGCUCAAGGGUUUUCAGGAGGAAUCUGGGCUAUAUGGUCUUCAAAUAAGUUUCUGGUGGAUAUUAUAAAACAGUCUACGCAAUUUAUGCAUAUGAAUAUCAAGAUUCAAGGUCAUUCCCAUUUUGUAUGUACUGCGGUCUAUGCAAGUCCUAGGAAAGUUGAAAGACAACAACUCUGGAAUGACUUGAAAGAUAUUGGAAACUCAUCCUCGGAGGCUUGGAUUAUGGGGGGUGAUUUUAAUAAAAUUGCUAGAAUGUAUGAGAAAAAGGGAGGUAAUCCUCCUGAUAGCAGUAAAUGUGAGCUGUUCAGUUCGGUGCUUGAUGACUGUAAUGUUGUUGAUUUGGGUUGCAGUGGGUCUCCCUUUACUUGGCAAGGUCCUAAAUGGGGUCAUUUGGAUAGAAUUUUUUAA